AUGCCUACGUCCAACAAACCGAAGUGCGGCUCCAUUUCCACUCGCACCGGAGCGAACAUUCGCAGUCGGUCAGCGAGGCCUAGACCGACAGCUGGUGAAUCCAUUGUUCGCACCGAAAGCAGCACUAGCAGAAGCAGCUCAAAGACAGCGGGCCGAAAUUCCACGGGGCCUGUGAGCCAAGCCGCGGAAGGGUCAACUUCUCAACCGCCGAAGAAUGCAUCCACAGAGAAAUUGACGGGACCUACGAGCCAGUUCCAAGGGUCGCAAGUGGACACCGCGGUGCUGCCAAAAGCGCCAGUGGACGCAGAAAGCCAUACGUCCUUGGCCACCUUGAAGUCCGGCACCCAUCACAAUACCUCGCGAGCACCAUCUGCUGCGGCGACACCUUCCCGUGCAGAGCUACUCCCGGGGUUUGUCGCCAUAGACAGCUGGGAGGCGGUUCAAGCCAAUACAUACGUCGUCCUGGGCCACGGGCCGUACCAGCGCCGCGUUCUGAUGUGUGGAAUGCUCUCCGUCACCGUGGUGCUUUUCCACUACCUUGCGUACAAACUCGUCGGCAAGCAGGUCGAUCACUGGUGCAUGACCCCGGACGACUUGUCGUUUCUGUCGAUAGCCACCUGGAAAAACACUUCCAUACCCAUCGAAGCUGACGGCAACUACAGCCGAUGUACGAUGUACGACCCACCUUUGCCGAUAAGCCAAGAAAACAGGACCGCUGUUCCCUGCCACCAGUGGGGCUACGACAUCGCGAACAAGGCAGACAGCAUCGUGAGUCGUUUCGACCUCGUUUGCGACCGCAAGUACCUGUACGACCUGUCCUCGCUCGCACCCAUCAUCGGUUCCGCUCUCGUAGCGCCCCUACUUGGCUUGGCAUCGGACCGUGCUGGCAGGAAGCCGGUGAUGCUGAUGUGCGCGUUCGUCCAACUCUUGGCCACCGUCGCAUGCAGCUUCUCACAGACGUACACGUUCUUCGUCUCCACACGGGUCGUGCUCUUCGUGGCGGCCGACGUCACCUUCCUCAACACAUUCAUCCUGAUCCACGAGGUGACAGGAAAUGAGCGUCGCGCUACGUUCACUAUCCUGGACACUGCAGUACCGCUCACCGUAGUCCCUCCGCUGAUGCAUGCGCUUUCUCUUCUGGAACCGCGCUGGAUGCUGGCCCAGGCGCUUACCGUUCUCAGCGGGGUCAUGCUAGCGGUUUGGUGCUGGCUGCAGGAAGAGUCGCCCGCCUGGCUCAUCGCAACACGACACAUCGGUAAAGCCGGAAAGGUGGUACUGCUGGCAGCCAAAGAAAAUGGUGUGGACGUAGAGAAAGCCCGGACGACCUUUACGGUCAUCAUGGAACAGCUGUCUAAGCUGGACGAGGAUACCCCAAACGCGGCUCCAAUAGAGCGUGUAUUGGAGGCUGUUAAGACGCGACGUCGCGCAAUAUCCGCCCUCUUGACCAGGUUCACGUUAGACGCCACUUUCAUCGGCGUCACCAUUAAAGACGAGGCAACCGGGAUCUCUUGGGAGGUGGCAAAUGUCUUCGCGUUUGCGGCCUACGUGGCGUCCAUCUGCGUUUUCAUACGGCGAUACGGUGUCAGGGAGUGUCUUUCGGGUCUGCUGGUCAUCUUGAGUGGUUUCUGCAUUCUGGAAGCGCUAACAAUCAUCGCCGGCGAACACACGUUGACGCGAUUUGUGCAAGCAGGUUUGAAAGUGGCCGUGUCCGGCGCAUUGACCGUCGUGUGUUGUUACACGGCAGAGACCUUCCCAACGGCUGUGCGGAAUGUCGGCAUCAGCUUAGCGCACCUCGCCGGUGGUUUAGGCAACGUCGUAGCCAUUGCCGUCAUACUCCUUACCGAACCACACGCCGGCCAUGUGUUUUACGCUCUGUCAGCCUUCAUGGUUCUGCUAAGCGUCGCUGCGAUACAAUGGCUACCAGAAGUCUACGUUCAAAAACUGCCACGUGCGAAAUCGCAGAGCUCGCUGAGCGCCCAAGAACGGAAAGCGGCACUCGUAGCAUCACUGAAUGCUGGGAUUCCGAGCCACAAACGCAGGGAAAGCAGAAUGAAUUAUGGGGUCGCGUAUUGA
Rhipicephalus microplus (southern cattle tick) is the source of this 2073-nucleotide messenger RNA. RefSeq names its product solute carrier family 22 member 7. Gene Ontology annotation, molecular function: transmembrane transporter activity. NCBI's taxonomy places the organism in Eukaryota, Metazoa, Arthropoda, Arachnida, Ixodida, Ixodidae. The record is from RefSeq and is a predicted model, not a curated record. Gene Ontology annotation, cellular component: membrane. Gene Ontology annotation, biological process: transmembrane transport.